UUCCUGGUAGGUGCAGCUGAAUAGGCACCCAUGAAUCUAUUCUCUCGGACUUAGAUGCCGGCCUCUUCUUUUAAUGUGACUCCAACGACGAUGUGGGGGGGAUAACUAAGGCUAGGGGCCUCUGCUUCUGUCCCGGGAAGAUGUUCUCCAAGAACCGCUUCAAUGGACAACACGGAACACCCGUUGCACCCAAAGGGGACACCAAGGAACGGGUUCGCAAAAAGAGGGCCCCCAACCCCAGGGUAGCGCUUGUCAUUCGGGAGAAGAUCCACCGCCUGCUCCAAGGAUCCGGCCAGGAACUACCCGCCCCAGACCUUUACUAUGCUGGGAUCGAGGAGGAGGGGGGAGGAGAGGGACAGGACAAGAGAAAGGAGGCCACAAAUAUUUUUGUAAGGUGUGGGCCCAGAGAGGAAGUUUGCUCCUCGAGGAUCCCCAACUGUAAGGCACAUGGAGGGGUGUCAAGGGCUUCCUGCAUUGGGGAGGUGGAGCUGAACAGAGAGGGCUGUGUCAGGAUCCCUUGCACUCUGCAGCACAAUAGCAGAAGCCAAUCUCCAGGGAAGCAGAAAUUGAGUAUCCCGGACGGGAUUAGGACUGUCCCAGAAAAGAGACGAACACCCAAACACCAGAAAUGGAUAAUCCCGGCAGGUAUCCGGACCAUUCCAGAACAGAGAAGAGAAGUCCUACACCAGAACCGGAUUAGCCCAAACAGAAACAGCUCAAUGUUUGCCGCAGAGGCAGGGGCAGCAGGAGGGAAGGCUGACUUCGGUCGGACCCGUGCAGAUCAAAAGAGACCUGUUUCUAUGGGUGACUAUGUGGAUUACAACUUCAACAGAACACGGCACGAUACUCUGCUGGAGGUGGACGAGGAAGAAGAAGACGAGGAGGAGGAGGAAGAGGAGGAAGAGGAGUCUAGUGCCAUCAUCGAGCACAUUCUCAAAGAGCUGAGAGGGAUCAACAAAAUCCAGGAGGAGAUCUCGGACCUGCGAGAUUACCUUUCAUCCGUGCGUGGCUCUGUAGAGGAGGUGUCUUCCUGUGUGGAUGCUGUGCUCCUGGAGAUAGAGGGCAUUCGCUCAGGAAACAAGGCUAGUGGCAGUCCAGGAGAUGGGGCUUGGUCUGGGGCAGCAGGAGGCAGUGACAGAUCCUCCUUCACCCCUCACCAGAGGCCUGUCAGCGCCUACGGCAGUUUAGGCAGGCAGAUGGUGCCUUCAGAUUCCAAUGUCUGCCGACCGUCCGUCUUCAGCCAACGCCACAGCAUCCACGGGAUGCCAGUGGAGUUCCACUUGCCAACAUUAGAAGAGAAGUCUACCACAGUCUCGCCAGGCACCGAAUUAGUGGAGCCUGUUGGCCAGCAGCAGGAGGAGGAUGAGCUGCCGAAACACAGCAUCCCAGAGCCCACCAUGGUCAGCAAACUGAGCUGUGGCUACCUGGAGCGGCAGGACGACCAGGACUUCCCAAGCACCAGCUCCCUAUCCUCAGAACACAGCAUCAAUUCAGAGUCGGUCCUUGAGAGACCCUCAUCCAGCCACGGUGCAAUGCGUGGUGGUGCUAGAGGUGGUAGUAGGGGUGGUGGGGUGGAGAGCUGGGGUGGUGGUGGCCAAGAACAUGGUGGGACUGAGACGACUAUAUGGUGUGAAGAACAAUGUUAUUCCAGACAGAGGAGUCUGGAAGAGCAGGAAGGAGAGGGGCCUGCCUGUUUGGAGGGGACAGGGAGCUGGGAUCGGUAUAGGGGCUCAUAUGGGUAUAGUACUGGUACCCUGGCCGAGUCCUCCACAGGAAGCUCCGACCUCCACUCUCUCCACUCCUCUGGACUACACUACAACUCCCCCGCCAGCACUUCCAGUCGCGAGGAGUGGCGCUGCCAUAGACGGAGGCUGCAACAACAUCAUGGGACUCAAGUUCCCACAGACAUCCACUCAGAGUACCCCAGCCUGGGAUACAAGGGUGCUGCCGAUUGCUUAUUUCCCCAGAGCUCUGGUUACCACUCAGUGGAAGGACAUACAGAAGGAGUGGAGAGCUAUGGCUACACAGCUCCCCCCACAGAUCUCAGCUACCCAACUGACUGCCAAGUAGAUAGUUACCUGGAGAACUAUUCUGGCCAUGAGCACGACAUGACUGAAGAGUUUACAGAGGUGACCAGUACCUGGAGCUCACUACAGGUGACCUGUACUACUGUGGCUGAAACAGACAUGCCAUUGGUCAGUACAGAUGAAGGAGUUAUGCUAGGGCACCUCCCGCGCCCUAACAGUGCAGAGAUCCAAAACGUUGGUUUUAACGUGAAGCGAAUCGGGCGAGCCGUGCUGGACUUCAGCUCCGCCCUGCGGGAGGCACUACGCAAGUUGGAAGGACCCGGAACCGACAAGAGUCCUGGAGAUGAGACUGAGCCCACAAGCUUUUUGGUGGAGUCUCAAACAAACCUACCCCACGCAGAUAUGUCCCAAACGUCAAAAGAGGAUGGGUUGGACCCAGGGGCCUUGGAUGACACAGAGAGACUAACCCAGACCUGUGUCCUCUCCUCUGCCCCCUCUGCCCCCUGCCCAGGUGAAACCCUGCCAGAGGAGGUCAGCGACGGCCACCAACAGGCUCAAGAUGACCCUUACGGACCUUCUCUCCUUCCUUACUCCGGACAGGACGUUUCCCAAACAGGCCUAGACUUUGCGUCACUUGGCCCAGAGCCUAUGGUCUCCCCACCCAAUGCAGAGGCAGAAGAAAAAGGAGCCUAUCCUCUGCCUCAGGGCCCAACACACACCCCCACUCGGAACAUCUCUCUAUCGCAAUGCACCACUGUAGAGUCCCUCUCACUCUCCUUCUCGGCUGAGGAGCCGGCACCCCAGGAGGAGCAGGGAGACGAACCCCCAUCCCUGUCGCUGCCACAGCCCGACACAGAAGACCCAGAAGUCCCAGAUACGCCUGCAGCCCCAGAAGGCGAAGCAGCAAGAGAUGCAGUGGGAAAGGCAGAGAGAGCAGAGGAGCACACCCUGGAGAUAAGGGAGGUGCGGAGGCUGAAGUGCCUGAGGACCUUCCAGCAGAUCCUUCGGGAGAAGAGGGAGUCACGGCGCCAGCUCACCAGCAUGACCAUGUCCACCUUCAAGGAGGACAACCUCAUUCCAGAUGGAAGUCGACAUGACGAUCAGGGCCGAGACAGAGAUGGAGAGCCCAGCAAGCACCCGUGGACCAAGCCUGC
Oncorhynchus kisutch (coho salmon) is the source of this 3181-nucleotide messenger RNA. RefSeq lists its product as uncharacterized. The record is from RefSeq and is a predicted model, not a curated record. NCBI's taxonomy places the organism in Eukaryota, Metazoa, Chordata, Actinopteri, Salmoniformes, Salmonidae.